Molecule: messenger RNA, 1329 nt
Organism: Funneliformis geosporum
Lineage: Eukaryota; Fungi; Glomeromycota; Glomeromycetes; Glomerales; Glomeraceae
Source: the annotation of a GenBank genome assembly
AUGAACUCUUCAAAUGAUAAUAAAAUUUCAUGGAAAUUAAAUACUCGAUUAAGAAUAUCGUUAUUUCUUAUAAUCAUUGUAUUGUUACUAGCUUAUCAAAUAUUUGUAAUUGUAGACCAAUAUCCGGAUCUAUUAGAAAAACAAUGGUGGAGUGAUUCUAGGGAUGAUGUAAUAUUAUAUAACGUUUCAUCCUUGACAAAAAUUCAAUACAAUUUCCCCUAUUCGAGUUUAAAAAAAAAAUUUAUUGAAACAAAAGCAGAAAAAAAACUACGAGAAGAACGCAAAGAAUCGAUCAAAAAAGGAUUUUUACACGCAUGGAAUGGAUACGUCAAAUACGGUUGGGGAUCUGAUGAAAUUUUACCUAUAACUAAUACUUCAAGGAAUAAUUUUAAUGGAUGGGGAGCCACGAUGGUUGAUGCAUUAGACACCAUGUGGAUAAUGAACCUUAAAGCUGAAUUUAUGAAUGCUACGGAUUAUUUAGCUAAUGUUAAUUUUGCUAAUUCAAGUAUGGACAUUAGUGUAUUCGAAACCACUAUAAGGUAUUUAGGCGGAUUAUUAAGUGCGUACGAAUUAUCUGGUAAAGAAAUUUUAUUAGAAAAGGCAAUAGAACUAGGUGAAGCUAUGUUAUACGCUUUUGAUUCUCCUUCUGGAUUACCUUAUAACACUUGGAAUAUCACGAGGGGAAGACAUAGAUCAGUUUAUCGUGGUGGGAUAUUAUCUCAAGUUGGAACUUUACAAUUAGAAUAUAUGAAGUUGGCUCAAUUAACCGGAAAUAGUUCCUUCUUCUACGCAGUGCAAAAGGUAACAGAUGUUCUUGAUAAAGCAAAGAAAGAAAUUCCCGGUCUUUACCCUCUCUACAUUGAUAUAGAAUCUGGAAAAUUUACUAGUCGUCAAAUAAGUUUCGGAUCCAUGGGUGACAGUUUUUAUGAGUACUUGAUCAAACAAUACGUGUAUAUUGGAGGUGCAAUUGAUCAAUAUAGGAGAAUGUGUCAGGUUAAAGAUCGUCCUGAUUUGUUGUUUCUUGGAGAAUACUCUACUGGACAAUUUGGUUCAUUUAUUUCUAGAAUGGAACAUUUGUCCUGUUUUGCACCAGGAAUGUUGGCGAUUGGAUCAAAAAUUUUACAUCGACCAAAAGAUUUAGAAGUAGCAAUAAGAUUGGCGGAAUCAUGUUAUUGGGCUUAUAAUUCAACAACGACGGGAAUUGGUCCGGAAUCUAUUUAUUUUUUAAUCAAAAAUGUGACCGCAAAUUCAAUCUGGUCGCAACAUGCUGGUAAUUUACCUGAUGGACUUUAUAGAAUAGACGGAAGUUAUUUACUCAGACCAGGAUGA